Messenger RNA from Striga asiatica, 3133 nucleotides. The record is from the annotation of a GenBank genome assembly. NCBI's taxonomy places the organism in Eukaryota, Viridiplantae, Streptophyta, Magnoliopsida, Lamiales, Orobanchaceae.
GGCCCACCUAUCAUUCUUAUGUGCCGUGGAAAGAGAACAAUAAUGGCAUUCCAAGCUCCCUUUGCUUCAAUUUCAGUUCUUCACAUGGCAAAAUAUCUCUCAUUUCUUAAAUAACCCAAAAUACAAAGAUAUCUUCAGAAUGUGGUUGACCUACAAUAAAAACGAGUCUUUACAUUAUUUAGAAGGCAAAGAAAAGAAGCACUUUAUUCAGAUUUUCUGAUCCAUCACCCACAAUACUCUUAUUCACUCAGUAAGCUUCAGCAUCAGAAAGAGAUAUCGUGAUAUCCGAUUCGCCUCUCGGUAAAAGAAUGGCGAACCUGGGGUUGUUUUCUAAAAGCAAGACGUCGAAAGCCGUGAUUGUAUGCUUCAAAAUACCUUAUUAUACUCAAUGGGGCCAGCACCUAUUGGUGUGUGGCUCUGAGUCUGUACUCGGUGCAUGGAAUGUGAAAAAAGGCCUUUUAUUGAGGCCUUCUCACAAAGGGGAUGAGCUUAUAUGGUCUGGCAGUCUUUCCAUCCCAGUUGGGUUUAACAGUGAGUACAGUUACUAUGUGGUGGAUGACGAUAGAAACGUGCUGAGAUGGGAGGCUGGAAAUAAAAGAAAAUUGUUGCUGCCUAACGGUGUUCAGAACGGGCAGUUGGUGGAGCUUCACGAUCUUUGGCAGACUGGUUCGGAUGACCUACCAUUAAGAAGUGCAUUUAAAAACGUCAUAUUUCGGAAAAGCUGGGAACCAGAAGUUGAAAGGCCCCAUGAGUUGGCUCAUAAUAUACUGGAUGAUGAAGGUAAUUUGCUUUCCGUUAAAAUUCAGUCUUCGUACUAUUCCGAAUUUGCUGCCCCAAUGUUGAACAAGGCACAUCAAUACUGCAAGUAUAGCAAAGCCAAGGCACUUGCUAUGGAGACUGGUGGUAAUAGGGAACUCUCAAUCGACUUCUCAGCUAGUCAACCUAAAUACAUUGUCCUUUCGGAUGGAUUAAUGCGGGAAAUGCCUUGGAGGGGUGCUGGUGUAGCAAUCCCAAUGUUUUCGGUAAGAUCGGAUGCUGACAUGGGAGUUGGGGAGUUUCUCGAUUUGAAGUUGCUAGUGGAUUGGGCAGUUGAGUCGGGUUUCCAUUUGGUUCAGCUAUUGCCGAUCAAUGACACAUCUGUACACGGGAUGUGGUGGGAUUCAUAUCCUUACAGCUCUCUCUCAGUAUUUGCAUUGCAUCCAUUAUACCUCAGAGUGCAAGCCCUUUCGAAAAAUAUUUCAGAGGAUGUCAUGCAAGAGAUACAGAAGAUGAAGAAACAGCUGGACAAGAAGGAUGUUGAUUAUGAGGCUACCAUGGCUGCAAAACUCUUGAUCGCGAAGAAGAUUUAUUCUCAGGAGAAGAAGAUUGUAUUUUGUUCGGUUGCGUACCAGAACUUCUUCUCCGAGAAUCAGGAUUGGUUGAAACCGUACGCCGCCUUCUGUUUCCUGAGGGAUUUUUUCGAAACAUCUGACCACAGUCAAUGGGGCCGUUUUUCUCUUUUUUCAAAGGAAAAGCUCGAAAAACUAGUUUCUGAAGAAAGCUUGCACUAUGAUAUUAUCCGCUUUCAUUAUUACAUUCAAUUCCAUUUGCAUACCCAAUUAUCGGAAGCUGCUGAGUAUGCAAGAACAAAAGGAGUCGUUCUAAAAGGCGAUCUUCCAAUAGGAGUGGACCGUAAUAGUGUGGAUACUUGGGUGUACCCGAACCUGUUCCGGAUGAACACCUCAACUGGGGCACCUCCCGAUUAUUUCGAUAAAAACGGACAGAAUUGGGGCUUCCCAACUUAUAACUGGGAAGAAAUGUCCAAAGACAAUUAUGGCUGGUGGCGUGCUCGUUUGACACAGGAAGAACUUGAAAGGGAAGGACUAUGGGAUUUCAAUCGCUUGAGCAGACCAUACAUUACACAGAAACUGUUGCAUGAUAAGUUUGGCUCUACAUGGACCAUAAUUGCUUCUAACUUCUUGGAUGAAAGUCAGAAAGGCCAUUAUGAGUUCAAGGAAGACUGCAAUACCGAAAAGAAAAUAGCAUCCAAGCUGAAGUCAUGCCUAGAAAAGUCUAUCUUGCUUGUUGAGAGUGAAGAAAAAAAUGUAGUUCUUAUUAGAGAUCCAGAAGAUUCUAGAAAGUUCUACCCCCGUUUCAACAUAGAGGACACAUCGAGUUUUGGUGAUUUGGAUGUGCACAACAAAAAUGUUCUGAAAAGACUAUACUACGAUUACUACUUUCAGCGGCAAGAAACAUUGUGGCGUCAAAAUGCUUUAAAGACAUUGCCUGUACUUUUGAACUCGUCCGAUAUGCUGGCUUGUGGAGAAGAUCUUGGAAUGAUUCCUUCUUGCGUUCACCCUGUCAUGCAAGAACUGGGUUUGAUUGGUUUACGCAUACAGCGUAUGCCCAAUGAACCUGAUCUCGAAUUCGGUAUUCCUUCACAGUACAGUUAUAUGACUGUAUGUGCUCCUUCGUGUCACGACUGCUCGACUCUUCGUGCUUGGUGGGAAGAAGAUGAAGAGAGAAGGCGCCGAUUUUUCCAAACCGUUGUGGGGUCUGAUCUGCUGCCGCCGGAUCACUGCACUCCUGAAAUCGCACAUUUUGUUUUGCGCCAGCACGAUUUGCUGGCACUCAAAGAAGAAUACACGAACCGCCCAGCAAUGGAGGAGACGAUUAACGACCCCACAAAUCCUAAACACUAUUGGCGAUUCCGUACGUCGAUAUNUUCAGGAGUGCAUGUAACGAUAGAGUCUUUGCUGAAGGAUAAGGAACUCGUGUCAAUUAUCAAAGGUCUCGUGCAUGGAAGUGGAAGAUCGAGCCCUUCUACAGGAGAAGACGAUUUUUCGACAGAAAAAUCAAGCACGGGUGAUUUGACUAAGCUACAAGAAGCUGCAAAUGUGAUUCCUGAGAAAGUAGCAAUCACAGUACCAUAAGAGCAUACUGACCUUUUUGACAUUGUUGAUACUUUCAAUUAUUAUUAUUUUUUCAAUCUUCUUUUGCUCUUUUUGUUAUUUUUGGAUCCAAUAAAUUAACAGAUGUGUUCUCUUUAUGGGAAAUAAGCAAGUAUACUCUGCGUCCUGUGGAAUUCUGGUUAUUAUUUGUGUACUUAUAUAAAUGAGUAUACUUUAGGUUACAUCUUCGAAAUGAACAUCCG